GCAGCCCGGCAGCCCCGCACGCCAUGAGCGCGGCGGGCGGGAAGGCGGCGCGGCCGGCGGCGCUGGCGGAGCCGCCCCGCACGGAGCCGGCCCGGGCGGCGGCGGCGGGAGGGAAGGAGGUGCCCAAGGUGCUCGUGGACCCGCGCACCCGGCGCAGCUUCGUGCGCGGGCGCUUCCUGGGCAAGGGCGGCUUCGCGCGGUGCUACGAGCUGGCCGAGGCCGAGAGCCGGGAGGUGUUCGCGGGGAAGGUGGUGCCCAAGUCGCUGCUGGUGAAGCCGCAUCAGAAGGAGAAGAUGUCCAUGGAGAUCGCCAUCCACCGCAGCCUCUCCCAUCGUCACGUCGUCGGCUUCCAGGGCUUCUUCGAGGACGCUGACUUUGUCUACGUCGUGCUGGAGCUCUGCCGCCGCAGGUCGCUGCUGGAGCUGCACAAGCGGCGGAAGGCGCUGAGCGAGCCCGAGGUGCGGUACUACCUGCGCCAGACCAUCCUGGGCUGCCAGUACCUGCACAGCCACCGCGUCAUCCACCGCGACCUCAAGCUGGGCAACCUGUUCCUCAGCGACGACAUGGAGGUGAAGAUCGGUGACUUUGGCCUGGCCACCAAGGUCGAGUACGAUGGUGAACGCAAGAAGACCCUGUGUGGGACACCCAACUAUAUCGCCCCAGAGGUGCUGGGCAAGAAGGGUCACAGCUUUGAGGUGGACAUCUGGUCCAUCGGCUGCAUCAUGUACACUCUGCUGGUGGGGAAACCUCCCUUUGAGACUUCUUGUCUAAAGGAAACGUACCUCCGGAUCAAGAAGAACGAGUAUACCAUUCCUAAGCACAUCAACCCCGUGGCAGCGAACCUCAUCCAGAAGAUGCUGAGGUCCGACCCUGCCACGCGCCCGACCAUCGACGAGCUGCUGAAUGACGAGUUCUUCACCUCGGGCUACAUCCCCAGCCGCCUGCCCACCAGCUGCCUCACGGUCGCACCCCGGUUCUCCAUCGCUCCCAGCGGGAUGGAGCUGGGGCGGAAGCCGCUGACGGCACUCAACAAAGGACUGGACAGCCCUGCACUGGAGAACUUGCCGGACAAGGAGGAAGCGGCGGGGCUGCGGGAGGUGGGAGAUGCUAUCACCUGCCACCUGGCUGACAUGUUGCAGCAGCUGACAGCAGUGAAUGCAGCCAAGCCCUCUGAGAGAGUGGCUGUGAGACAAGAAGAAGCUGAGGACCCAGCCUGCAUUCCCAUCUUCUGGGUUAGCAAAUGGGUGGACUACUCAGAUAAAUAUGGACUAGGUUACCAACUGUGUGACAACAGUGUCGGGGUUCUCUUCAACGACUCCACUCGCCUCAUCAUGUACAAUGACGGGGACAACCUGCAGUACAUUGAGCAGAACAGCACCGAGUCCUACUUCACUGUGAGGUCCUACCCCUCCACUCUGAACAAGAAGAUAACACUACUGAAGUACUUCCGGAACUACAUGAGUGAGCACCUGCUGAAGGCAGGAGCCAACAUCACACCGCGGGAGGGGGACGAGCUGGCCCGCCUGCCCUACCUCUGCACCUGGUUCCGGACCCGCAGCGCCAUCAUCCUGCACCUCAGCAACGGCACCGUGCAGAUCAACUUCUUCCAGGACCACACCAAGGUCAUCCUGUGCCCUCUCAUGGCUGCUGUCACAUACAUCGAUGAGAAACGGGACUUCCGCACGUACAAGCUGAGCCUGAUCGAGGAGCACGGCUGCUGCAAGGAGCUGGCCAGCCGGCUGCGCUACGCCCGCACCAUGGUGGAGAAGCUCCUCAGCUCCAAGUCUGGCUCGGGCAGAGUGAAGCCCUCUGCUUAGACCUUGUUCUUGCUGGACUCAGCAUCUGUGCCAAACUGCUCAGCUGUGG
Molecule: messenger RNA, 1866 nt
Organism: Myiozetetes cayanensis
Lineage: Eukaryota; Metazoa; Chordata; Aves; Passeriformes; Tyrannidae
Gene: PLK1
Product: polo like kinase 1
Exons: 10
Coding region: 24-1817 (597 amino acids)
Biological process (GO): protein phosphorylation; regulation of cytokinesis; mitotic cell cycle
Cellular component (GO): nucleus; cytoplasm; spindle pole
Molecular function (GO): ATP binding; protein serine/threonine kinase activity; protein binding
Source: RefSeq, a predicted model, not a curated record